Messenger RNA from Nylanderia fulva, 4992 nucleotides. It is a transcript of the gene Nup214, whose product is annotated as nuclear pore complex protein Nup214. The record is from RefSeq and is a predicted model, not a curated record. Gene Ontology annotation, molecular function: protein binding. NCBI's taxonomy places the organism in Eukaryota, Metazoa, Arthropoda, Insecta, Hymenoptera, Formicidae.
AAUGCGACCAUUUUAUAUUUUCGCAAUCUAAAAUAUUGCGCUGCUAUCAUGAAAAUUGUGUUUUAGUGCUUGUUGGAUCUGUUGAAGUUUGGUUAAAACGUGUAUUCCGCAUUGGAUAUACGUUGAUCUCAUUUAUUGUCAUUAUUCGUUAUUUAUGAGAAAACAUUGUCAAACAUCUAGAAAUGAAGACAGCUCCGGAUCCAAUAUAUGUGCAGGAAUUUCUAUUUAAACAAUCAAAUACAUCCCAAAUAUUUGAUUUAAAAACUCCUGCAUAUAUUCCUACCGCAUGUAAUCUUCUUGUGGCUGACAAAAAACGAGGAUUACUUUAUGUUGGACAUGAUGAUAAAAUUACUGUCUUAAAACCAGCAGAGGAGAAUAAUGCAAAAUGGAAGAUAGAACUUCAAUUACCAGGCGUUAUAUCAAAAAUUGCAAUUAAUUGUGAUUAUAAUUAUAUUGCUGUAGCAGUAGCACUGAAGCCUACAAUAUUUAUAUAUGAUGCCAAUUCACUAGUUAGAAAUAUUCUUAACUUGUUACUUGAAAUAACAUCAUCCAACAAUUUAGACAGUUAUGUGAUGGAUAUACGAUGGAAUCCUACUGUACCUACAAUGCUUUGCACUGUCACUAGUAAUUGUACUAUUGGCAGUUUCCAAAUAAAAGUAGAUGAAGAAGCAAGAGAAAAUUCUGUACCAAAAAUAUCUGUACUGUCAAAAAUCUCGAACGAACCACAGGCUCUGUGUGCAGCCUGGAGUCCCAAAGGCAAACAAGUAGCAGUAGGUUGCAGAAAUGGAGAUAUUGUACAACUGAAACCAGAUACCUUGAAAGUUGCUAGAACUAUCGCGGGUCCCUUGCCAUCUAUUGGAGAAGUGAUUAGUAUAUUGUGGAUUAGUAAUUAUCAAUUCUGUGCUGCGUAUCUGAACAGCGAACGACACACAAAUGUUCUCAUCAUUGAUGCACCAAAAGGAGAAGUAAACGCUACAUUUACAUGUUAUGAAGAUAUCACAUAUGGUUUUCCUGACGCCGAGGGAGAAGGAAGUGUUCUUCGUUAUUAUUUUGAGCAUGUGCCAGAAUGGGGACUUAUCAUAGCGGGUAGUAGCACCAGUAGUGAGAUAGCUGUGUUAGGAACUAUAGAUGGAGGCGCAAAUUGGAAUCAAUGGCAAUUGGUUGAUAGUGGUAGGGCUCAAUUGCCUUUGAUGAGAACCACGGAAAUUUAUCCUAUGGGUCUAGCUGUGGAUAAAUCUCCAACUAACAAAUUACCAUGGGGUACAGAGUCCACAUUGCCACAUCCAGUCCCCAUUUUACAUAUUCUUGGAACAUCUGGACAAUUGUGUAGCUUUCACAUGGUCAACUUGGCACCCAAUUGUCCCGCCAUCAAUGUACGUCCUACGGAGAUUAUUACGGCACCAAUUCCGUUGCAGCCUAGUACUUUGUCCACGGAAGUAUCAUUUACUAUGAACUCUGCGGUGACCAGUACACCACGUCCGAAGCAACCGGAGAUCGUGCCUGAACGAUCAAAGACCGCUCCGAUGACGAAUAUAUUUGGCGAUUCUCUGAAAGCAGCAGGAUUCUUUCAACAACCUGUAGAGCAGCCGACAAUACAACCGAAGUUACAAGAAGAAAAGACAGCGCCACUCGUGAUCACAAAGCCCGUUGUAUCCAAAGAAACAGUGCUAGAACCUACAAAAACAGAAACUAAAUCAGUAGUAAUAGAUAAAGAAGCAAGCUCGCCGCAAGUGAUAGAACAGAAAGCUUCUAUAGAUGACGGUAUACGAAUGCGAGCUUAUUUGCAAGAGCAAGUAUUGUUCGAGAAAGAAUUACGAAAUAGAUUGGAAUCGCAAGUAUGGGAAUGUGGCACGGACGAAGAAAAGAAACGACUCGGAGAGACAUCCGCCGUCAUAGAACAAUUCUUGAGAGAUUUGAAAGACACUACUAAUAGUUUGUCCAGUGAUAUAGCAUACUUAAAGGCUCUGUUACUUCAAUCGUUUGCAUGGGUCGAAGAAACUAAAUCAAAGAAUGCAGCUACUACCGACAUUACUGGAAGAAAUUGCAACGAUAACAGUAAGAUAGCAGAACUACAACGAUGUUAUUAUUACACCCAGACGCAGCUCAAUCAAGUUAGUAAAAUUUUGGAUCUGGAAUGGUCGGAUCAUAAAGCACAGCAGAGGUCGAAGAUGAAGAUUCCUAGCUUGGAAUACGUGUAUCAGAAUCUUCUGAUUCAUAACAAGAUUAUUAUGAAAGAAAAAGAGAAGCUCGAGAAAAUUUCGCGACGGUGGAAAUCUCACAAUCGCUCAGCGCAGUACACGACUGGUGAUAUAUCCAGUCUCAAUCGUUCGAUGGUGAAUUUACAUUUGAAUUCGCAUGAAAAAUCAUCGACCGUACGAAAAACCGACGUUAUUGACGUUCAUUGUAAAACCAUCGCCUCGAGAACUUUAAGUUUCACGCGUGAAAAGCAAAUCAAGCUAAAGGCAUUGCUCACCGACCUAUCCUCCCCGAGAACUAUCAAGCCGGAAAAUCCGUCACCGAUUCAAGAUCGUUUAAAAGCCACACUGUCUUCCCUAGCGUCUCUCAGUCCUGCGGUCACUGAGGCUAAGACCAAGACCGAACCACCAAUUGUUAAACAAAGUACCGUCGUCAAGCAGCAGACAGUGGUCGAAAAGCAGAUUAAGCCACAGAAUCCCCUUGCUUCGUUAAAUAGUAUCGUUGCGAGAAUCGGUUCGUCUGAUACGAACAAUAGUAUUGUUACUCAGAACAAAACAACUCAGCAGAAGCCGCUUCCUGCAACCGUUUCUUUUUCGCCCGCGAUGUCUGUUAAACAAACGGAUAAGAAGCCUAUUCUAACAGCAGCUUCCAUAACAUCCCAGUCCAAACCGAAGCAGGAUCUUAAUGUUAACUUUCCGUCGUCUAUCACGUUUGGAACGCCAGCGCUGAAAGCUCAAGAUACCAUUUUUCCAAAAUCUCCUAUUAUAGAUGCAACUAUUAGAAGCAAUAAAGAAUCUACGAUCAACGAUAGCAUCCCUAAAGUCGCGGAAUCCGCUUUAGCCUCAACUGGAAUAUUGAAGGAUGUGUUAUCAACGGAAUAUCCGUUAGUGGAGGCUGCUCGUAUUGGAAUUACUCGUAAUCUUCCAUCGCUCUCCGUAGCACCAGCCGUGAAAACAGACGCUGCUGCUACAUUCAGUUUCGCUAACGCAGUUCCAUCUGUUACGAAGAAUUCAUCUUCUGGAAUUGCGCUCGACACGGCGACUCUGUCCUUCGCUUAUGCGAAACCACCCGUGGAACCAUCCGCACCGGCGGUUCAAACACCACUGCAAACACCGAUAGAUUUUUCGAUUCUGUCAUUGACUCUUCAACCGACGAACUCGAACAACAACGUCGACGGAAAGAUAAACACGAUCGCGACUUCCCCGAGUUUUGCUGCGCUGGCUCCUGUUAUAACAACACAGGCUCCCACGAUGACUGCUGUUACACCUAUUACAACUAUCGGCGGACUUACUAUCAGUAUUGUAGAUCCUAGCAUCGCUCAACGUAAAUCGAUGGAGGUACCAUCCAUCAACCCGGUCACCAUUGAGAAAAUCACCACGUCAGAAGCGAAAGCACUUAAUUUUGGAUCCAUAGCUACUCAGGUUCCUCCAACUUCAUUAUCUGCGACAUCGAUAUUCGGCGGCCAAGCUCUCAUAAAGAGUGCUCUUCCAGAAAUGACGAGUACGACACUGCCUGCUACAACGACGAACUUUGGUGCAGUCGCUUUUCCGUCGAUUACACCUACAUUUGGAACGUCAACUCCGGCAUCGACCGCAUCGGUGUUCAGUGGAUUCGCGUCGAACACGUCCGCCGGUAUUACUAUCGCUUCUUCAUCGGCAACAUCUGUCAGUAGCAGCACUCCGGCUCCUUUCCAGAGUUCCUUAAAUAAGCCAACGUUUGGUGAAAGUACCGUCACCAGUAUAUCAGCCACGAGCUUUGGAAUUAAUCCCAAUAGUACCUCUGCGGGUACAAUUCCAUUCGGCAUUCCUACGGCGACGACAUCGACGACGACGAUGACAACGACGGUGGCGGCGACAGCAGCAGCAGUCUCGAUCACGCCGGCUUUCGGUAAAAACAGCCCGAUAGCAUCUCCUGUGUCAAAUGCACAAUUCCCGAACGUUCAGAUAUCCUCGCCGUCUGCGAUGAACGUCUUUGGGAAGCCAAUAAUCAAUCCUGCGUCAACGCCGUUUGGUAAUAGCCCGAGUUCUGUGUUCUCCAACGUGCCCGCUCCAACAUCCUCCAAUACUUCUAUAUUCGGAGGCAACAGUAUGAACUCCAUCUUCGGAUCGGCACCGUUAUCCCCGAGUGGAAAUAUCUUUGGGGGUAAUGCGUUCGGUACAUCAGCAUCUCCCUCGGGAUCUGUAUUCGACACCGGUACACCGAAAUCCGGGAUCAUGUUCGGCGGAGCGACAAACACCUCUCCAACUAUUUCUCCAUUUGGUGGUGCGACGAGUAACGCGUCUCCGUUGAUCGGUACUUCCGCGAACACGAAUGUCUUCAGAUCUACUAUGCCUAACACGUCUCCAAUACAGCAACCUGUACUUGGCGGUAAUCAAGCCGCUUUCGGACAGGCUUCUACCUUCGGCACCAAACCAGUCUUUGGUUCAUCGCCAAUCUUCGGAGGGUCAAAGCCUGUUUUCGGAAGUAGUUUUGGUUCAGCUCCUACGUUUGAGUCUCCUGGGAUAGGAUUUGGAAGUGCAUCCGUUAUGCAAGGUGGUUCUACAAUGGAAAACAUGCCAAAAGUAUUCGGAGAAGUAUCAGGCAGUAGUACAUUUGAAUCUUUGGCCAAUCAAUCGGGUGGUCUCAGUUUUGGUAGCUUAGCCCAAAAGAAUCCAGAACCAGAGAAACCUACAUUCACUGCCGGCAGCUCGUUCUCUAGUUGGAGGUGAAUAAAGUACGGUUGCGCGGCUAAUUUAUUUUUAAAAUUAUUAUAUAUCAUUCACACUGAAUAGAAGCCAAGAAUGAUGUAAUUACGAA